GACAGCUACACGAUCGCCUGGAUUUGCGCCCUCCCCAUCGAAAUGGCCGCCGCCAACGCCAUGCUCGACAGAAUCCAUCAAAAGCUGCCUUUAGAUGCAAAAGACUCCAAUUCCUACAUCUUAGGCAACAUUGGACCACACAACAUUGUUGUCGCAUGCCUCCCCGCAAACCGCUAUGGUACAAACCCUGCUGCAGUUGUGGCUACCAACCUGGCUCGCACCUUUCCCUCCAUCAAGGUCGGGCUGAUGGUAGGAAUCGGUGGCGGAGUCCCCGGCAAGGUUGAUAUACGCCUUGGUGAUAUUGUCGUCGGCAAUAGUGUAGUGCAACAUGAUCUUGGUAAAGUCGUCCAAGGUUCCCGGGUCCAUCCAACAGGAGUGCCAAAAUAUCCUCCAACCAGACUCUCGACGGCUGUAUCGAGGUUGCAAACAAAUCACGAAUAUACCUUCAGCAGAGUGCCGACUAUCCUUAAAGAAAUGCUCAUAAAGCAUCCGAAAAUGAUCGAAUACAUCCAUCCGAGCUCAUCGCAAGACAAGCUCUUUCGCGCUACCUACUCUCAUAACCCAGAAAUUGUUAGCUGCGACAGCUGUGAUACGUCCAUGUUAGUUAGCCGCCAUCCUCGAGAGGACAGCAACCCUGUCAUUCAUUAUGGUAAUAUUGCUUCUGGGAACCAGGUGAUGAAAGACGCCAUCUGCCGAGAUGAGAUAGCUCGACACCAUGAUAUUAUAUGCUUCGAAAUGGAAGCAGCUGGAUUGGUUGAUACUUUGCCAUGUUUGGUGAUCCGAGGAAUCUGCGACUACUCAGAUUCACACAAGAAUAAGCAAUGGCAACGAUAUGCAGCAGCGACCGCGGCGGCUUAUGCAAGAGAAUUGCUG
Messenger RNA from Trichoderma virens Gv29-8, 873 nucleotides. RefSeq lists its product as uncharacterized. The annotation marks the transcript as partial. The record is from RefSeq and is a predicted model, not a curated record. Gene Ontology annotation, biological process: nucleoside metabolic process. Lineage: Eukaryota; Fungi; Ascomycota; Sordariomycetes; Hypocreales; Hypocreaceae. The transcript has a single exon. Gene Ontology annotation, molecular function: catalytic activity.